AUGUUCGGCUCACCUCUCUCCGUGAUCAUCUACGCCCUUAUUGUAGGCCUCGUCACAGGUCACGCGAUCCCAAUUGACACGAUCAUUGAUCCGAGAUCUCUCGAAGAGCAGGGCAGAGAGAAACAGCCCUGGGCAGCUCACGACGUCCAAUGCCACAACGAAGCCGACUUCCCGGGCCACGCCGACAUCCACGCCGCCUGGCAAUGGGAAGCUACGAAGAGUUUCUGCGACAGCGACCAGGGGAAACGAAUCUUCACGACCUACCAGGAUCCGGCGGAAAAUCAUUACCCGGUUGUCUAUAGAUUGCGCUAUAGGUGGAAGGACAUGUGGAAAGUCAACUACGACUUUUACGUCCAGUGGGUGGCUGGCUGCAGAACGGCAUUUGGUGCGCAGAGGGUCGAUGAUCCGCUGCUCAGCAAGGACGGGAAACCGUCCUGUGCAUCCAUCAUGAAUAACAAUUUCAAAAAGUGCAACAACGGUGGCGUCGGCGGCGCAACGCAAGUUGGAUGCCUUCUUUACACGUUCAACGGUGGUAAAGGCGACAACCUGCUCACGGCGUCUGAGCUUCAACAGCGCAAGAUCUACGACGAGAAGAACGGAAUCACGAGAGUGCAGGACCCAUGA
This is a messenger RNA of Colletotrichum phormii, 624 nucleotides long. RefSeq lists its product as uncharacterized. The transcript has 2 exons. The record is from RefSeq and is a predicted model, not a curated record. NCBI's taxonomy places the organism in Eukaryota, Fungi, Ascomycota, Sordariomycetes, Glomerellales, Glomerellaceae. The coding region runs from base 1 to 624 and encodes 207 amino acids.